AUGCAGGCAGACUAUGGCUCUGCCUCCAUGACCAGGAAAAACUCGGACCCGGAGAGCGGCCGCAUCCACGGUAACUCUGCGCUUCUUACCGCUGGCCUUUUAAUCGCGGAUGUAGUUGGUGCUGGCGUUCUCGCCAUGGGCCAAGCUGUCGCCAAGCUUGGCUGGCUCCUUGGCACCAUUUGCAUCCUCGCUAUGCUGGCCAUGAAUGCCCACAUCAUGAUCUUGGUUUGGAGAGUUCACAGCCGCUUUCCCGAUGCCACCACCUUCAGGGAACUGGUGCGGCAAACCUUCGCACGGGCUUUACCUGAGCGACUGGAAUUGGCCCAAGAAAUUGUGGUGAUCGGUCAAUACACCUACGUCUUCUGCACCCUGGGCUUGUACACGCUCAGCAUUGGCCAGGGCUUGGGAAUGUUUUUCUAUGAUUACUCUGUAUGCUUGCCGCUCAUGACCAUGUUUGGUUGCCUGAUGCUCUUGCCCUUGAAUUUGUCAGCUCGAUUUCUGGGAUCCUUCGCUGGAUCUGUUGCUUUCAACUGUGCGUGCACCGCCGGCACAGUUUUGAUUCCUAUCGCUUGGUUGGCUGCGCAUGGCACGGCCGAGACGCGCCCUGCGGGCAGCGAGUAUAGGGCUGUGGCGAGCCAUUUGAGUUUCGAUUCCCUAGUCACUUCAGCGUGUACGUUCGCCUUCGCUUUCUCUGGGCAGUUCAUUCUGGUUGAAAUCAUGACAGAGAUGGAAGACAUGAAUGAGUUUCCGAAGGCCUACUUCGCUUAUUCACUGCCCUUCCAAGCUGCAGCUUUCAUUGGCGUUGGGCUGUCCGUCUAUUACUUCCGAGGCGAUGCUGCUUCAGGGAUGAUCGUUGACGAGAUCCCCUUUGGCAAUUCCGAACGAUAUGCUGCCAUAUGCCUCGUAGGGCACAUGCUGAUCACUUAUGUCAUCAAAAGCGUGGUGCUCUGCAGGGGUCUCCUCAAAGAGUUCCAUCGUCGUGAUAUGAUCACAUCCGGCAACACCUGGUCGGCAUGGCACUACAUGGUCUUGGCCGUCCUUGCCUCGUCGUGGCUCCUGGCCCAGAUCGUCCCGUUCUUUUCAGACCUCGUGAACGUACUUGGUAGCACCUUCACUCCAACCAUCGCUUUCAUGACGCCGAUGUUUCUCUACUUACUCCUGGCGCGAGUCCAGGACUUCACUCCAAGCCGGCUGGAAAUGGUCGCCAUUGCGGUUGAAGUUGCCGUUUCCGUCGUCAUGCUUCUGUAUGGCACAGUGUCGAAUGGCAUUCAUAUCUAUGAAAAGUGGAACAGCUACGGCUACCCUUUUGAAUGCCAUUGCCAGAAUCUCUGGCGGACUUGUGAGUGCUCUCCCAGCAGAAUGCAAUGCCCGGCAUGA
Molecule: messenger RNA, 1377 nt
Organism: Symbiodinium sp. CCMP2592
Lineage: Eukaryota; Dinophyceae; Suessiales; Symbiodiniaceae
Source: the annotation of a GenBank genome assembly